Messenger RNA from Ostertagia ostertagi, 2223 nucleotides. NCBI's taxonomy places the organism in Eukaryota, Metazoa, Nematoda, Chromadorea, Rhabditida, Trichostrongylidae. The record is from the annotation of a GenBank genome assembly.
AUGUGUGACUGCUUGCGACAGUUAUGGCUGUUGACUCGCAAGAAUCUCAUUCUAACUCGACGUAGUAAAGUGUGGACGUUAUUCGAAGUGGUUUUGCCAAUUUUGUUCACACUGCCAAUAAUAAUACUCAUUGUCAGGGGCGGUACCGUGCAGCUGUCGCCCGGCAGGUCGUUCGAUGCUGUACCUCUUGAAGGUGGUGCAGGCGACAUCAAUCGCACCGUUGGUUUUGUAGCUGCCAUUCGAACACGAUGGUGUAAUCGUCCGCGAGUCUCUAUAGCCUAUUGUGCUCGAGAAAGUGAGGUGCCUGUGGACAAUUUGAUGAAUAAGCUGGCGAAGCGAUUCAGUAGCCCAAUUCUCACGGUAGAUGUGGUGAAAAUGAAAGACGAGGAGUACAUGCUCGAACAACUUCGAGCGGACGCUCCAAAUAGCACUCAGUAUGGAUGUGCCAUCAACAAGUUCGCAGGCGGUGUGGUGUUCAAGCAGUUCGACACAACGGCUGGAAAGCUUGAUUAUACCAUACUCAUACCUACCGAGUUUCUUGACGAUCCCUGGCAUCUUGACCAGUUAUGGGAUGAUCCCUUUGGAGCCAAUAACGAUUACAACAGAAUCCCUGGAAAGCCCCCAUACUGGUCGUCAGCAUUUCUAUCAGUCCAGUACGCUAUUGAUAGUCUUUUCAUUGAGGCCUCAUCACCCAACGUAACCCUUGUGCCGGAGUUGAGACUCAGAAGAAUGCCGGAGGCGACGUAUAAUUUGAAUAGUGUAGCGGCUUUUCUGGGAGUCUCCUCGUAUUUCUGGGGACUUUGUGUCUUCGUUUUGGUUAUUCACACGGCAAGAGAGAUAGCAAGUGAGAGGAGCACAGUAAAGCCAGUAAGCGCAUCGCUGUUCUUCGUGACGUUGAUAUUAUACGGUGUAUCAGCGGUCGUCUUCGCGGCGCUUGUGUCAUCCCUGUUCAAGACGCCCAAUACGGCCCUCAAAGUGGUGAUCGUGUUGUGGGUGAUACUGGUUGCGGCACCGUUCCGUGCUCCUCGCGUCGAUCAAAUUCUCUACUGCACUCUGUACUCACUGAAUCCGAACGCGGCUUUCUCGUACGCUCUCAAGACGUUUGCCGACUACAUGAAUCGAGGCAAGUUUCCUGGUCGCGAACUGUCGUGGUCUAAUAGUUUUGAAGACGGAUCAUUCCAUUUCACCGCUGGAGCUGCUUUGGUGAUGUUGUUGGUGGACAUCAUCUGGAUGAGCGCAGCGACAUUGUUCUUCGAUUUCAUGUUCAGUGACAGCGACUUCACGUUUUUCAAACUUCCGUUUGGGAACAGUUACCUGAGUUCGUCUGCUCCUCGUCUAGAGCAGGAUGACGGUAACAAUGAGACCGACGAAGGCCUACUGAGAACACGAGCUGGAAUUUCGGUGCAACGUCUGAUCAAGGUCUGGACUUCAACGGGGGAGCGCGCCGUAGAUGAUAUGUCUCUGGAAGCGUACGUAGGGCAGGUUACUGUACUUCUUGGACACAAUGGCGCUGGUAAAAGUACGACGUUCUCUGUAAUAUCCGGGAUCACGGCACCAAGUGCAGGAACGGUUAGCAUCUACGAUCUGGACAUACAGAAGCAGCGAUCCGCGUGUCGAAAGCGAAUUGGCUUGUGUCCGCAAGCUAACGCCUUAUUCGACCGUUUAACAGUUGAUGAGCACCUCUGGUUCAUUCAUGGCCUCAAAGGGGCUAGUGGCUCUUAUAAGGUUGAAGGACAACAACUACUGGAUCAGCUGAAAUUGGACGAGAAAUCUGACGAGCUUGCCAUGAACCUUUCCGGAGGUCAAAAGCGCAAACUUUGUGUGUCGAUGGCUGUGAUCGGCGGUAGUGCCGUGGUGUUGCUGGAUGAGCCGACUGCUGGCAUGGAUCCAGGGGCUCGAAGAGAUGUUGAGGCUCUCUUGGAGACGGUCAAGGUGGAUCGAACAGUACUACUCACCACCCAUUAUAUGGACGAAGCGGAACUGCUGGGAGACCGUGUCGCAAUCAUGGCCAAGGGUCGAGUGUACUGCUGUGGAACACCACAAUUCCUGAAAAAGAGAUUCGGAACCGGCUAUGUGAUGACGGUGGUGGUUGCUGAAAAAGCAAACGCCUCGGACGUCGCUGGAACAGUGACUCGCAUCGCGGGAAAAUACGUUCUUGGAGCUGAAAGGGGAAAUGUGCAUGGAAAGCAGUUUGAGAUAAUUUUGCCGAAGGAACACCAGGAG